This is a messenger RNA of Belonocnema kinseyi, 1514 nucleotides long. RefSeq lists its product as uncharacterized. Bases 310 to 1383 code for a protein of 357 amino acids. The record is from RefSeq and is a predicted model, not a curated record. The transcript has 4 exons. Lineage: Eukaryota; Metazoa; Arthropoda; Insecta; Hymenoptera; Cynipidae.
GUAAAAUUUCCAAAUAGUUCAUACUUCAUAGCUGACUGUAUUAACUCUGCUGCAAUUGGCGCUUAGUAUAUAAACAUAAAUCAAAAACUAUCCAUAGCAUUUUUGAAGAAUUGUGUUUAGCAUGUUAUUUUGAUUUGAGAUAUAUAGUAUUACAACCAGGAAAAAGUUUAAAGGAGUAGUAUAUCUAUAUAGUAUCCGUAAGACCACAAUUUAAUACCUAUACAGUUGUGGCAUAUGCUGUUUAUGACUAGCGCUUAAUUAUUGAAGUUUGCCCUAAACAGCGAAGUUGUCUAUUCUACUUGUGAAAAAAUGGCAAAUUCUUUCUUGCAAGACGAAUGCAAAGGGAUGUUUGGAUCUAUAUCGAAAAAAAUUGAAGCUGAGUGCGACAAUUUUGAAUCCGUGAAUACGUUGAAUUUAAUAAAGAAAAAGUUUCUGGAUGUUCAGCGUCAUUUUCCUAAUAAUGUCUACAACGAAGAUGAUUCAAUUUUUUCAGGGAAGAGUGAAAUCAGUGCAGACGAUGAAUCCGAAAAAAUAAAAGCAUACCUGGAGCACUCGAAAGAAGACAGUGGAUAUGAAACAUUUAAACUAUUCGAUUCACAUGAAAAUCAAUCAUCAGCAACGUUCGACUCUGCAAUUGCGAAAUAUUCAACAAAUUAUCUAUAUAAGCAAGAAUGGAAGCUUGAUCAGGACGAAUAUACCUACUGUGCAAAGAGGCUUAGAACUUCGGCAAUCAAUGAAACAACAUUCUACGAGUUUGGAGAUGCGGAGUCGUGUGAAGAAACCGUGAAGAAUUACACCGAUAUAUUACUUGCACAUGUCACAAAAGCUUUAAUGAAUCAAGAAAAAUUUACCUCUGAGAUAGAAUUAGAAAUAAGUGUAUUAGUUUCUUCUGCGGAGAAAAGCCUUAUUUCGGAGAAGGAUCAAUUUCUUCGAAGUUCGGAAAAGUCUCAUGUUCUCUUAGAAGAGACGUUCGAACUUCUUAGCAAAAGCCAAGUAAAAAAGUCAAUGAGUCGAGAGAAUGGGACAUAUUUGAUGCAAAAAUUGUGUGACUCUCCAGUCAUUUGCGAAAAAAUAAUUGCUCAUCUGAUAAAAAAGGUUAAAGAUCACACACUUCACAAUAUUGAAUGCGUGCAUGAACUACGCUUUUCAGUCCACCUUUUAGAAAUUGGGCUACAUAAAUUUCGAAAAUUAGGCAAAAACUUGGUACAAAAAGAAAUAGAAGAGGAAUCUUACAAUUAUUAUAAGAAAAAUCGGAUUCUCGCGUUGACUAGUGAAAAUUAUAAAAAAAUAAUGGAAAACUGGAGGAAACAAUUAGAAGGCCUUCCUAAAAUGAAUUGUAAUCAGAUUCAAUCUAUCGUAAAUAAGUGUAUAAAGCAUGUUUAGUAUUUAUUAUUUUUCCUUAAUUCGCAAUCAAUUAGUAAUUGCUUCAGCUGAUGACUUUACAUUUUUUUAUUGAAGAUUAUUAUUGCCAUCAAUCCAAUAUUUUGCUUGAAUAAAACGUGUCUAAAAUAUAA